CCGCCUUACCGAAGCUAUCACAAAGGAUUGAUAAGUGCUCGACUUCGAGCUGGCAUCAGGCGAGCCCAGCUCCAUAAUCUAAAGGCCACGUGUCUAUUGUGGCCCACCAUGGGCUGAUCUCUCAGUUGCUGCCGAAACUCAGCUCAUUCGCAGCGAGCUGGGCCUAGCCGCCGGUUGUGCCCGUUUUGAGCAGAGAAGCCAUGACGUUCGUUCGGGUUAGUCGGGAUCUGCAGCGGGAGCUGGUGCUGUUGCGCCUGCACCUGGAGCAGCCGGCCAUGCAGUUUCCAGAGAUUUGGCUACGCGACAAUUGCCAGUGCCCCGAAUGCUAUAUGCAACAGACGCGCAGUCGCCUGCCGCACGGCUGGAACUAUCUGGACACCCGAGUGCGGCUGCAGCAGCUCAGCUGGUGCGUGGAGCAGCAGGCGCUGCUAAUAGACUGGAGCGAUGGCCACAAGUCCAGCUAUGCUUUGGGCUGGCUCAAGGCGCGUGAUUUCUCGCCAGCGAAUCGCGCGCGUUAUUUGCGCGACUCGUACCGCCCCGAGCGACGGCACUGGUCCGGCCUGGAGUUCGCCCAGAUACAGCGCGAAUUCCAGUACGAGGAGCUGCUGCGCAAUGAUGAGACGCUGCUGCAGUGGCUGCACCAGCUGGCCGUCCAUGGCCUGGCGCUGAUCCGGCAGGCGCCGCUGGAGGCGAACGUGCUGCGGCAGCUGUGCAACCGGGUGGGCUUCAUGCGGCGCACCACGUACGGCGAUGAGUGGAGCGUUCGAGCGCAGCCCGGCGCCAGCAAUUAUGCGUAUUUGGCGGCGCCGCUGCCGCUGCACACGGACAUGCCCUAUUUUGAGUACAAGCCGAGCAUUACGGUGUUGCACACGUUGCAGCAAUCGGAAUCACCUGGCGGCUGGAAUCUGCUCAGCGAUGCGUUCCAUGUGGCGGAUCUGUUGCGGCAGCGGGAGCCGAGCGCCUUUCAGGUGCUCAGCGGCACGCCCGUCGAUUGGGCGGACAUUGGCAGCGACAAGGAGCUCUACUUUCACAAUAUAUGGCGGGCGCCGGUCAUCAACCUGGAUGCCAAGGGUCGUUACGUGCGCAUCAACCACAGCAUUCCGCAGCGCGACAGCCACUUCACCGUGCCCCCCGAGCAGGUGCGUCCCUGGUACGAGGCCAUGGCCAUGUUUAUACGCCUGGCCAACGAGGAGGCAUGCACCUUUAAGACAACACCUGGCGAUAUCCUUACCUUCGAUAAUGUGCGCAUGGUGCACGGCCGCACUGGGUACGAUGAUACGGAUCACAAUGUGCGGCACAUUGUUGGCGCCUUCCUCGACUGGGACAUUGCCUAUUCCCGCUGGCGUGUCCUCCGGAAUGCGCUCGGGCAUAACAAGUAGCUGUGCAUAUAUUUAUCUGCCUUAUCAGUAAACAACACGUGAAUAAAAAACACACUCUGCCCCUUUGCCCCUCUGCCCUGCAACUGGUUUAAUCAGCUUGCAACAUUGCGUCUGCUUUUGUAUUCAAAUAAUGUG
This is a messenger RNA of Drosophila montana, 1514 nucleotides long. Its product is annotated as gamma-butyrobetaine dioxygenase. NCBI's taxonomy places the organism in Eukaryota, Metazoa, Arthropoda, Insecta, Diptera, Drosophilidae. The transcript is spliced from 2 exons. The record is from RefSeq and is a predicted model, not a curated record. Gene Ontology annotation, molecular function: oxidoreductase activity. Gene Ontology annotation, cellular component: mitochondrion. Gene Ontology annotation, biological process: carnitine biosynthetic process. Bases 201 to 1379 code for a protein of 392 amino acids.